This is a messenger RNA of Paramacrobiotus metropolitanus, 2565 nucleotides long. RefSeq names its product probable tRNA (uracil-O(2)-)-methyltransferase. Gene Ontology annotation, biological process: tRNA methylation. Lineage: Eukaryota; Metazoa; Tardigrada; Eutardigrada; Parachela; Macrobiotidae. The record is from RefSeq and is a predicted model, not a curated record. Gene Ontology annotation, molecular function: tRNA (uridine) methyltransferase activity; metal ion binding.
AUACGGUAGCGAUGUAGUACGUAAAGUGACGGCUUUACUCGUACUUUCUAUUAUUCGCUGUACUUUCUCGAUCUUUCUCUUUUGUGUUCGGAUUUACUUUUGGUUGUUUCUACACGGAUGCGCCGUGUCUAUACAAGUCCCUGAGUGGCAGUACUUUAAUCACGAGUUCUCUCACUACGAGUUUUGGCAGUUUCGGGUUUCUAAUAAAAUUAUCGUCGGAGAUGCAGUUCUCGCUUCGCGUAGAUUCGUAGACUUAGCUAUGCCACAUUGAGAUAUUAGCUCAUACUCUGUCGUUGAGUAGGUCGGUAGGAUAGAUUAUUACGGUAAUUAUUCCUAUCGUACUGAUCUCUCCGUCAUCGGGAAAGCCGGAAAGGAAAUAUCUACGUACUUCUUGCUUACAUACAUUAUGAUUUUUUAGUCAUGCAAGUUGCAGUUUAAAUAUUUUUUCGCACCCUACUACAAAUAAAGUAUACAUUUUACUCAAAAAAUCGGUAAGCGACAAUAUGAAUGCAGAACUUCGGCAGUGCAUAUCGGUUUCUACGCCGUACAGUCUGAAGUCAUUGUGGUACGCGGUGGAAUUAUGGAUUGCUAAGCCCCAUCUUGUUAAUCGCCGUCUGUGUGGAACUGAAUCUUUCUUUUCGGGAAACGUGGAGGAUGCACUGCAGUACGCCCGGGAAGAUUUCCGACUGCAGGAACUGGAGGCUUCGCUCUGUAACCUGCGCAGCACAGCACUACUGAAACUGCGCAAUUUAAUCCCGCGAACAAAAGUGUUUCACGAAGUUAUCGAGGCGGUGCUCGUAGAUGAGUAUAAUCAUUGUGCUACGUUCAUCCCUUUGGCGAGUCAUAACGUUCAUGUUGACAAAACUGACAAUCAAAACUACGCGGAGUCUCAAAUAAAUUUGCCUCGCACCAAAACCCCGUCGAUGGAAUCAGCUUACAGGAUAGCAAUUAAAUCGCUGGAUGAUAACGAAGGAUGUGUAAUACGUGUCGAAGUGCUUUCCGAUGAGCAGACAUCUUCGCCAUCCCAAGAUUGGCUGAAGCAAUCGCUGCUUCCGAAACUUGUGGGAUGGAGUAAGAACUACCACCCGGAAAAGAAUAAAACACUCCCGAUGAAAAGAGUUUUGCGGCUUGUACCGGUCAAGAAGUAUGCAGAAAUCGUGAAAAGAUUGAAAUUAAACUAUGGGCAGCAGAUAGUACGGGAGUGGUCGGAAUCGACGGAUCCUCAUAAAUUCGUCAGUGAAGACAUUGGAAUAGCCGCCUAUCUCAUGACUCUUUGGGAAGACGAACAAGAGCGAACGGGAUGUCAAAAGCAGAGCUUCGUGGAUCUCGGCUGUGGCAACGGAUUGUUGGUGCAUCUUUUGUCAUGUGAAGGAUAUCCUGGUGUUGGUAUCGACGUUCGGGAGCGCAAAAUAUGGGCGAAAUAUGGCGCAGAUACGAAGCUAGUUCAAAGGACAUUUGAUCCAUCAACCGAAACUCUUUCUAAUGUUAACUGGAUAAUUGGCAACCAUUCCGAUGAGUUGACACCAUGGAUUCCUUACAUUACUGCCAGGUCAUCAUAUACAGCGAAAUUCUUCCUCCUCCCAUGUUGCAGCUUCGAUUUUAACCACAAAUUCAACAAACCGGGAAAUGAAAGCGAAUAUCAAGCUUAUUUUAAAUAUUUACGAUUCAUCUGCUCCACUCUCGGUUUUGUAACCGCGGAGGACACUUUGCGAAUCCCUUCCACGAAGCGAAAAUGUUUUAUUGGAUGUCAGCGAUCCUAUCCAGCCGAAGAACACGAAGCCAAAGAAUCCCAACGUGUUGCGUUUUUGAAUUCGCGCUUGCAGACCGGCCGGCCGAAUUUCGUCGUUUGUUCUGGUCACUCUCCCAUUCGCAACUGCACCACUCUUCCCCCAUCCAUGCGAAACUCCGUUAUUUCCGUCAUUGUCAAAAAAUUAUUGAGCACUGAUAAUAAAAUUCCUGUCCCAUCAACAGACUUUUGGAAUGCUGGUGGACUGCUGCCAUUGCGGGAUGUAAUACGAUUGCUGGAUGAGGACACGGUUUCCUCCAUGAAAAAUCAGUGUGGUGGACUGCAGACGUUCAUUCGAAACAAUCAACAUAUCUUCGAAGUUCAUAAUGCAGAAGUAAAACUGAGAAAUUAUGCUGAUCCACAUAAACGAAGCAAGAAGCUGAAAAUGGCUGCGAAAACCAAACCAUGCUGGUUUGUUGCGAAUCACCCGGAUGGUUGUCCACUGGACUCGAACUCGUGCUCGUAUAUCCAUCCGGAUUAAGGUUUCAUAAAUAUUGGUAAAUUCAUCUUGUGAUCUGUAUUAUUUUUUGGUUGAUUUUUUCAGACUAUUUUAUAGCCGAAUGGGUUAAGCAGAAUUCGUUGCGGGGGAUUUCUUGCCAGUAUGAACACUCAUCGACAUCGGUAUUGUGGCUCUCAGCCUUUUUUCUCUUACUAUUCGUUUGAAAACGAGACUUCUUGAUGCUUCCGCUUCUUUGUAACGAUAGCUUGCAUCCCAUUCUUGAAACGGUUUAUUCGAUAAAGGCAUAUCCCCUAAUCUGUCCAUUCUGCCGUCAAUUUUC